CCAAUUUGGAAUAUAAUCUAACGUUCUUUCACCAACUGAAUAUGUCUAAAAGAAAUAUUGAAUUGUUAGAAAGUCUUGCUGAUGAAGAGCAAGAGCUCUACUUGAAUAUUCGUAGAAGCAGAAUAAGGAAAAUGAACCAAGAGCUCGAAAAGGUAAGUACAACUGCUUCUGUUAUUACGGCGCCUAUUAACAAGUGUUUAUUUUUCAAAACAGAAGGAUAGCAGCAAGAAACUGCAAAAGUUCCUGAGGAACUUUAAAAAUAAAAAUAAAAAGCAA
Rhizopus microsporus ATCC 52813 is the source of this 276-nucleotide messenger RNA. RefSeq lists its product as uncharacterized. Lineage: Eukaryota; Fungi; Mucoromycota; Mucoromycetes; Mucorales; Rhizopodaceae. The record is from RefSeq and is a predicted model, not a curated record. The transcript has 3 exons. The coding region runs from base 42 to 221 and encodes 59 amino acids.